AUGUGCGCGUGUCGACAGAAAAAGUCUUCCUUCUUUAUAAAAGAUAUUCUAUGUAAAGAUAAGAAAGUUAUUGACAAUGGCGAUACUGGCAAAGAUGUUCACACAAAUACCAAUAUUCGGACGGGAGUCCCGGAAUUAGAUAUUGAACAUAGAAGAAACACAUUUCCUGUGUAUCCCACGCCCAUUAAACCAAAUUAUGGCUGGCCAUAUAAAUUGAAGAGCUUUGAAAGACAACCUGCUGUAUUUAGCGAACCGAUGUUCAAUUCAAACCUCUUGCGUGGUCAGUUAUCUUGGAACAGGUUCCCGUCGCCACGGCCGGCGUCAUUUAGCUUACGACUGCCUUACAACAUUGAAAGAGCGUCGUGCUGCAGUCCUUGGUGGGGCGUGGGAGGAAGAAGAAAAGGGGGGCAGGUGAGAUUUAGCGCUGCGCAAACGGGUGCUCUUGAACGGAGGUUUAGUGCAAGUAAAUACCUGAGUCCUGAUGAGAGAAGAGCAUUGGCUUCAUCGCUAAGACUAAGCGACAGACAAGUUAAAACGUGGUUUCAAAAUCGACGUGCUAAGUGGCGUAGGACCACAUCAGAAUGUUCAGACCCUGGCAGCCCCAGCAGUGCCAAUGAGGAAUCUGAAGAUGAUGUACUCAUUUCUGAUCCUUGACAUCAAGGUCAUCAUUUACUCUACACCAUAAAAUAUUUCACGACACCAUUUGCGACCAAAUAUGUUUAUAAAACUGUUACAUAAUAAGAAUUACAAGACUACUUUUAAUUUAGUUAUAUAGUAGAUUAAUACACAUAAACGUGUCUUAAACUAUAGAAAUGGCUAAAUAUAAAUAUAUGUUCUUAAUUAUAAAUAUAUGUUCAAAUUAAUUUCAGAAGGUUAAAUAUAAUUUCGUACGAAAUUGUUAGAAGUAUAGAAAAGUAUGUCUAGUCAAAAGUAGAAGUCAAAAUGUUUUUAGUUAAGCGAUAUUGUUUAAGUGUAUUUUAAAUAGUUACAUAAUAAUCCAAUCUUCUCAAGCAUACCUACCUACCAUCGUUUUAAGUCUACGGGCACAGAUGGGGCUAAUAAAGUACAACAAUACUUAUAAAUUAUUUUAAUUCCGUUAGCAAUAAUUGUUUUUGAUCAUGUUUUUCUACAUGUAAUUAUUGGUUUGGUUUUUAAUAAUAAUAACUCGUUUAUUUGCAAAGAAUCUGUUUAACACAUUGAAAUAAACUUCUUUUAGGGAGAUAAACGCGGACAACUUUAUUUACACGAUAAAAAACGAUUGCUCAAAAGCACGCGAAACGUCGUAUUUAAAUAUCCAUCAAAUUAAAAUUUCUUAUAUUGAUGAAAGUAAAAGCAACAUAUUAUUUUUGUAGUCGUUAAGACCAUGCGUUUAUAUCCCUACUUAAUGUGGAUCCAUUUCGCAAUAACACUUGAUUUUACAAUGAAGAAAAAUAUAGGUAAUCUGGAAAUAUAUUUGAACUAAAAACGACAAUCCCCAAUCUGCUUAGCCAGCAACAAAAACAUAGUGAAGAUUGGUGUAUACAUCAGGAAACUUCGUUAUUUACCAAAAGUAUUGGCCUUAGUAGGUACAAAUCGUAGUCUGUUAAUAAUAAUCUGGAAACAAAGUUUACACGUUCAAAACCGAAUUACAUCAGCUUAUCAUCAAUAUUUGUAAUAUUUUUAUUAUAUGUAUAGAUUUAUUGUAGCGUUUAAAAAUACGAACGUAUCAGCUAAUAACUAUUAAUUGAAGAUAGUAUAAUAAGCGAUAGGUUUGGAAAGACGUCAGUGGAAUUAUCAAAGAUUUCAAUCGGUACGGAUUAACUUGUAAAUAUCAAUGUAAUAUUUUUAGAAUGGCAAAUAGGUAUAUGCAGC
Molecule: messenger RNA, 1851 nt
Organism: Pieris brassicae (large cabbage white)
Lineage: Eukaryota; Metazoa; Arthropoda; Insecta; Lepidoptera; Pieridae
Gene: HHEX
Product: hematopoietically-expressed homeobox protein hhex
Exons: 3
Coding region: 1-654 (217 amino acids)
Biological process (GO): regulation of transcription by RNA polymerase II; cell differentiation
Molecular function (GO): DNA-binding transcription factor activity, RNA polymerase II-specific; RNA polymerase II cis-regulatory region sequence-specific DNA binding
Source: RefSeq, a predicted model, not a curated record